UCUCUCGAUGGAAUCUUCCUCCCUUCUAUCUUAUCUACCCUGCUGAAAUGCAAAACCAGAAGUCCAAAACCAUUCUUUUCAAAAAACAGAAUUCCAAAACUGCCAUGCCCGUAUGGCCACAGCCGGUGCCGCCGUGGACCGGCUUCUACGGCGGCUAGCCGCAGAUGCUGGUCGUUUGAAGCUGCCCUCGAGCAUAGACGAGGAUAUGGCGCAGGUACGGCGGACCCUGGCAAGGUUGCAAGAUGUGCUGCUAAGCGUGGAGGGGAAAUACUUCAAGAUGAGCAUGGAGGCGCAGGAAUGGAUGAGGAAGAUCAAUCAGAUUUCCUAUGACAUCCAAGAUCUACUAGAUGAAUUUGAGGACUGCAGUGAGGCCGGAUCUCAAAGGGGCAGUUCCUGGAUUGCAAAGGAAAUAUUGUUGUGUUCCUCAAGUCCUUGUUUCUUUAAUAGUAGUAGAUUGCAAAGAAUAAGGAUAAUCAAAAGAAAGUUAGAUCUGUCAACAGAAGAUUCUGUUGUAUUGAGUUUAAUGCAGCACAGUCCAUCCAACCUUAAGCAUUGCAAUGAGCCAGUAAUUUUUGAUGGAUAUAAAAUCCUUGGGAGGGACAAUGACAGAGAAAAUGUAAAGAAUUUGCUCUUCCAAAAUGAUGCUGAUAAAUUUUCCAUCAUUCCCAUUGUCGGCCUUGCGGGGAUAGGGAAAACAGCUCUAGCAAGGUUAAUUUUCCAAGACUAUGGAGAAGAGUGGAACUUUGAUCAACGUAUAUGGAUCUGUAUCGACAGGAAAUUAGAGCUUAAUAAAAUUGCCAAUGAUAUAAUUUCACAGGUUAACAAAAAAGAAGAAACUAUUUCAGAGUUUGUCCUGAAUGAUCAAAUUCAUAACAACUUGCAGUUUAUGAAGAAUCGCCUCCAAGAAGUUCUUUCUGACAAAAGCAGUUUGAUAGUCUUGGAUGGCUUGAUUAGCACAGAUAAAAAUCAGCUAAUUGAAUUGAAGGAGAUGUUGAGGGGUACAGAGAAGUGCACCAAGAUCAUUGUGACGACUUCCAGUGAAGUAUCUGCAGAUCUAAUAGGCACUGUUCCAUCAUACAAGUUGCACCCUUUAUCUGACGAUGACUGUUGGGGAAUAUUUUGUCAGAGAGCAUUUGAUAAUGGAGCCGGAAACAUGGACCGUGCUGAAAUUGGGAGGCAAAUUGUGAAAAGGUGCGAAGGCAUACCUAUGGCAGCGUAUUCUCUUGGUUCAAUGAUGCGUAACAAGGAUGAUAAUGCCUGGUUAUGGGCAAGGGAUAAGGAAAUAUGGGAAUUGCCAAAAGUAUUUGCUAAUGGGUUUGAGUUACUUGCACCAUUCAGUGAAAUAUAUCACAGUAUGCCCUCAGCUUUAAAAUCAUGCUUCUCUUACUUGUCAAUCUUCCCCAUAGGAUUCGUAAUAGAUAGAGAGAAGCUGAUUCAACAGUGGAUAGCACUUGACAUGGUUGGUUCAAAGCACGGGGCUUUACCUGCUUAUGUGCAUGGAGAGAUGUUCAUUCAGGAACUCUUAUCACUAUUCUUCCUUGAAAUCCAAAAGAUACCCUCUGCCACUGGAAUCAGUCCUACCAAUCGUCGUACAUUACUCCAGGUGAAUAGCUUGGUGCAUGCUUUUGCAAAAUAUGUUGCUGGUAGUGACAUUGUAAUUUCUGAUGGUAGAGAGCUAUCAAGGGGCCCUUCAGCUGAAAAGGUCUCUUCCACUUACGCUGUGCUGAUAAAUCACACAGGACACUCAACCCUUCAGAAAGAUGUUCUCACCGGGGCCAGGGCAAUAUCAUUCAAAAACUGUCUUCUUGCAGAUGCAUUCUUAAGAUUGAAUCAUCUGCGGAUCUUGGAUCUUACCUGUUGUUAUGAUCUAGAAUUGCCAGCAUCCAUUGGCUAUUUGAAGCUUCUCAGGUAUCUUGCUGGUUUUGGCUUAAGAAUUCGUAAAUUACCAAACCAGAUGAGUAGCUUACAAAACCUUGAGGCUUUGGAUUUCUCAGAAUCACACCUUGAGGAGCUGCCAUCAUUCAUUGGAUCUUAUCAGAAGCUAACAUAUUUGAACCUUCAGAGAUGUGAGAAACUUCGGAACUUGCCCAGAACACUUGGGGAUCUCAAGAGACUAGAAUAUCUCAACUUAUCAUACUGCCCCGGAGUCAGUGAGGAUGCUGACUACUUAUGCAGUCUCCAUGCACUUCGAUUCUUAGAUCUCUCUGGCUGCUCUGAGCUUCAACAGUUACCUCAUUUGUUUGGUAACCUAACAAAUUUGGAGGAUCUAAACCUGUCAGGUUGCUUUAGGCUCGAGAGACUGCCACUGCCAGAUUCUAUUACAGGACUAGUAAAUUUGCAGUAUCUGAAACUUUCACAUGUCAUCUCUGAGCUGCCUGAGUCGCUAAGCAAGCUGGAAAGGCUCCAUACGCUAGACCUUACUGGUUAUCGUCUACCGCUAUCAUCAGGCGUCCCUCCAACAUUGGCAGACAUUAUACGGAAGAUGCCUAAUCUCAAUAUUAUGUUGAGAGAUCGUUAUGGUGUUGAAAUGUCUUGUUCCUCCAUUUCUACUGGUGGAAAUGGGAGAGGGCUGCCUCUCAAUCUCAAAAAUAAAAAAAUUGUGGUGUUGCAAUUUCAGAUUUAUGUACACCAUAAUAUUCGAUGCUCAACAGAUAAUGCAAAUCUCGUGACGGAGGAAACAUCUGAUGAGAGAGUUACUCUGCGGAAAAUACGAAGCUUACAUGACCUAGGCGAUCUCCACGAUAUUCACCAUUUAGAAAGUCAUGAAAAAAUAGAGGAGAUGCAAGAACAAGCGCGUCAACUUGUUGCUUCCAGUCGUCUUGAUGAGAAAAUAUGGCAUGUGGAAUGGCUCAUUGAUCUACUUGUAUUAUGGGCACUGUCAAGUAUGGGUGAGAUUACAAGAGCAGACAACUUGUUGGAAUCACUUCUGAUGAACAACAUUUGUCUAGUAUUUCUGAAAAAUGAACAGCAUUCACUUCUGAUGCCUCAAUAUUAUUACGCACUGCAUGUUUUUGUGGCAUUACUAUUACCUGCCAACUAAUUUUAAGAAUAAACCAUUUUCAUAACCUUUAUGUACAAAUUUAAAACAACUCACAUUGAGAAUCAGAAAACGUGGUCUUUCAACUACUCAACUACCAGGAGAAUCAGCAUAUUCUCACUAGGGCACUACAAACAGAGGAUCAGAUCCAGGAAGGACAUGAUCAGAGCUUCAGACUAUGUUAGGAAUAUUACUCAGAACAAAUCAAGGGAGAAAGAAGAAUAAAUCAAGAAACCUUGUGAGGAACAAAGAACAGAUCCAUGCCCUCCUGCUUCUCCUUGCCGCCGCAAUAGCACGAGGUCACGAGCGCAAGAAACCCUAACACUGGAAGAGGAGGCUAGGGGAGAUGGGAAGGGAAUGAACUCACCGGGGAGAAGGUGGCCACCGGAGGAGAGAGCGUGCCGUUGCCGUCACGUCGUAGUCGCGCCGCGCCGUGCAGCCGUCCCCGCCGCAGCGCCCCCUCUCAUUGCGUCGCUGCGUCGAGAGGAUUUUUUCCUCGCCACCAGAGAAGCUGAA
This is a messenger RNA of Oryza sativa Japonica Group (Japanese rice), 3553 nucleotides long. RefSeq names its product putative disease resistance protein RGA1. NCBI's taxonomy places the organism in Eukaryota, Viridiplantae, Streptophyta, Magnoliopsida, Poales, Poaceae. The record is from RefSeq and is a predicted model, not a curated record. Gene Ontology annotation, molecular function: protein binding; ADP binding. Gene Ontology annotation, biological process: signal transduction; defense response to fungus.